AUGGUCACUAAGCCCAGGGUCUUCUGCCCUACAGCAGCAGGGCAACACACCAUUAGACAGCAGCAGGAAACACAACACACCAUUAGACAGCAGCAGGGCAACACACCAUUAGACAGCAGCAGGAAACACAACACACCAUUAGACAGCAGCAGGAAACACAACACACCAUUAGACAGCAGCAGGGCAACACAACACACCAUUAGACAGCAGCAGGAAACACAACACACCAUUAGACAGCAGCAGGGCAACACACCAUUAGACAGCAGCAGGAAACACAACACACCAUUAGACAGCAGCAGGACAACACAACACACCAUUAGACAGCAGCAGGGCAACACACCAUUAGACAGCAGCAGGAAACACAACACACCAUUAGACAGCAGCAGGAAACACAACACACCAUUAGACAGCAGCAGGGCAACACAACACACCAUUAGACAGCAGCAGGAAACACAACACACCAUUAGACAGCAGCAGGACACACAACACACCAUUAGACAGCAGCAGGAAACACAACACACCAUUAGACAGCAGCAGGAAACACAACACACCAUUAGACAGCAGCAGGAAACACAACACACCAUUAGACAGCAGCAGGAAACACAACACACCAUUAGACAGCAGCAGGACAACACACCAUUAGACAGCAGCAGGAAACACAACACACCAUUAGACAGCAGCAGGGCAACACAACACACCAUUAGACAGCAGCAGGAAACACAACACACCAUUAGACAGCAGCAGGACACACAACACACCAUUAGACAGCAGCAGGACAACACACCACACAAUUAGACAGCAGCAGGAAACACACCAUUAGACAGCAGCAGGACAACACACCAUUAGACAGCUGCAGGAAA
Messenger RNA from Salmo salar (Atlantic salmon), 860 nucleotides. The record is from RefSeq and is a predicted model, not a curated record. NCBI's taxonomy places the organism in Eukaryota, Metazoa, Chordata, Actinopteri, Salmoniformes, Salmonidae.